Cucumis sativus (cucumber) is the source of this 1641-nucleotide messenger RNA. RefSeq names its product F-box protein SKP2A. The transcript has 5 exons. The record is from RefSeq and is a predicted model, not a curated record. Gene Ontology annotation, molecular function: protein binding. Gene Ontology annotation, cellular component: SCF ubiquitin ligase complex. NCBI's taxonomy places the organism in Eukaryota, Viridiplantae, Streptophyta, Magnoliopsida, Cucurbitales, Cucurbitaceae. Gene Ontology annotation, biological process: SCF-dependent proteasomal ubiquitin-dependent protein catabolic process. The coding region runs from base 214 to 1344 and encodes 376 amino acids.
UUUCUUUGCCACCGGACCUUUUCUCUUUCUCCCCCUCUCUUUCUCUCUUUUGCGUGUCUUCUAUUUUAUAGACCGUUUCACCUCUUUUGCUUACGGGAAUCUCUUUGUAUUCAUCUUCUAUCCUUCCCAGGCAGUAGAAGCGACGAGAUUCUGAUAUUUUGAGCCUGCUUUGGUAAGUUUUAGGUUACGGGAGGUUUGGGGGAUUUGAGUGAAAUGGUUGGUAAAGAAAACUUGAGGACUGAAGAUUUGAAUUUGUGCUUUGAGAAACCCAUGAUGCUUGUUGCUGGUGAUGGAAUGGACGUUGGUGCUAAAGGAGUUCAAAUGGAUGGUGGGGUGUUAGCAGGAUGGAAAGAUAUUCCUAUGGAGCUUCUGUUGCAAAUACUAUCGCUUGUUGAUGAUCGAACUGUUAUUGUAGCUUCAGGCGUGUGUCGUGGAUGGAGGGAUGCUAUUUGCUUUGGCCUUGCCCAUCUUUCCCUCUCAUGGUGCCAAAAGAACAUGAACAACUUGGUCCUAUCCCUUGCUCCUAAAUUUGCAAGACUGCAAAAUCUAAUCUUGCGCCAAGAUAAACCCCAGCUUGGCGACGAUGCUGUUGAGACCAUUGCUAGUUACUGUCAUGAUCUGCAGGUCCUGGACCUGAGCAAAAGUUUCAAGCUCAGUGAUCUCUCGUUAUAUGCUCUGGCUCAUGGUUGCCGUGAUCUUAAGAGACUUAAUAUUAGUGGUUGUACUGCAUUCAGUGACACUGCACUGGCUUAUCUGGCCAGUUAUUGCAGAAAGCUAAAAGUUCUUAAUCUUUGUGGAUGUGUCAAGGCUGCAUCUGACACUGCAUUGCAGGCUAUCGGACAAUACUGUAAUCAUUUGCAGUCUGUAAAUCUUGGAUGGUGUGAAAAUGUGACUGAUGUGGGUGUGAUGAGUUUGGCGUAUGGAUGUCCUGAUCUUCGAAUCCUAGACUUGUGUGGCUGUGUUCUAAUUACAGAUGAUAGUGUGAUUGCUUUGGCAAAUAUGUGUCCUCAUCUGAGGUCCCUUGGCCUCUACUAUUGUCAAAACAUAACGGACAGAGCUAUGUACUCUUUGGCACAUAGCUGUAUAAAGAACAAACCCACAAAAUGGGGAACAGGGAAAGGCAAGAAUGAUGAUGAUGGUCUUCGAACUCUCAACAUAAGCCAAUGCACAGCUCUCACUCCCCCUGCUGUUCAAGCAGUCUGUGAUUCAUUUCCAGCUCUCCACACCUGCUCGGGUCGCCAUUCUCUCAUCAUGAGUGGCUGUUUAAAUUUGAUCUCUGUGCACUGUGCUUGUGCAGUCCAAGCUCACCGUGCGGCAACUGCUUUUCUUCAUUCAGCUCAUUGAACACGAGAGCGAGUUUAGAUUAUUAUUAUACUCGAGGACUACCCUUUUCCGGAAAAUCAUGAUGUGGUUGUUCCUCGGAAGAGUGGGAUCUUGGAUCUGAACAUUUGAGAACUUUGUUAUCUGAAGUCUCUCGGUCUUUCUUCUUUUCGUCUCUAAAUAUGUAGCCUAAGGACAUUGAGAUGCCAAGCCUAUAUUUGUUUGGAACACAUGCUUGGUAAUCUAUGGAAAUGCCUUGAAUAUCAUAAGUAAGACUCUUGGUAAAGAAAAAAACUGCAACAGAGCACUUAACAACUAAAA